Molecule: messenger RNA, 1125 nt
Organism: Hypoxylon trugodes
Lineage: Eukaryota; Fungi; Ascomycota; Sordariomycetes; Xylariales; Hypoxylaceae
Exons: 2
Coding region: 293-919 (208 amino acids)
Source: RefSeq, a predicted model, not a curated record
GUACCUAAGAUACGUAGGUGGACUUAAGUCUGCGUUAGUUUAAUAGCUUGAUUUCCUAAUCGGGUAAUUUUCCCUGGAUCGUGACCUCAAAAGCGUAAUGAUAGGCAAGCCCAACAAUUGUUAUAAAUUUCUUUUGUCUCGCGCUUCCUGUUUGCAGUUCAACUAUUCAAUCCGUUCAACCAGCCCUACGACUUCUCUUCAGCUCCACGCCUUGUGUUUAAAGUACACGUUUCACGAAAGUGUUUUAACGUCAUUACCUAGAGCUUAGAAGUUAGACAAGACAGAAUUCAAGAUGCUGUUCAAAUCCACUGCGUUGGCUGCUUUGGCUGCGACGGCGACAGCCUCUAACUCUACUGGACCUUACGCCCUGCACAUCACCGGCAAAUCCAACUCGUCAAUUGAUGGAUACGCCGCCGCUUGCCACGCAGGUGCAGGAAUAGAAGGACUCUGCUACGCAGCUGGCACCGCGCCCGUCGCCGGCAGUGUAACCGAGUUCUACUACAACUACACCUCUUACAACCCAGACACCGGCGCUCCCUCGCAGCCUGGUUGGAUCACCUACCUGCUGACCGCCGGCAGCAACAACGGCACCAUCACGAUCCCCUCAGCCCUUCAAUUCCAGCCUAGCUUCAGCAGCAACGUCCUCCUAGGUUUGAUCUUCCCAGGCGUCGAGGAUGGUACAGCCGUGUACUACCACCCCGACAACGGCACGCUGUACAUCAACGGCGGCUACGACGACUCGACAUUCAACGCUACUUACCCCAACCCGGUGCCCACCUAUGGCAACUUGACUAACUUCCACCUUUGCUACCAAUUCACCGGUGGUUACUACUACCAAUCCAUUGCUUGGGUAUCCACACAACCGCCUCACAACCCGUCGUGCGAGCCGGUCGACUUAGCUAUCGAGGAGCUGAAAUAGAGGGUUACGACUACAUGGGUAUGAGAGAUGAUUCGAGGAUUAAGAGAUGUGCAUACGUCUAUUCGCCAGGUGUUAAUAUAACGAGAUCAUAGAGGAGGAUAGGCCGUCACUCGGCCGCUUAAUAUUGCAUUAAUCAUCAACCGCCUAGCAACGGGUAGAUUUUAAUAAACUAUACCACAUUUUGAGAGAACAUUUUGAUGUUGGUC